AUGGUGUAUAAUUUUAAAGUGUUUAAAAAGUGUUCUCCCAAUGGCAAACUCACUUUGUACUUGCCGAAGCGGGACUAUGUCGACCACAUCUCCUACGUGGAGCCCAUAGAUGGCAUAGUGGUAGUUGACGAGGAGUAUGUGCGGGACCGCCGAGUGUUCGCGCAGGUCGUGUGCACCUUUCGCUACGGCCGGGAGGAGGACGAGGUGAUGGGGCUCUCCUUUUACAAGGAGCUAUACCUCGCAUCCGAGCAGGUGUACCCGCCGCUCGAGAGAAGAUCCUACGACCUGACACGCACGCAGGAACGUCUAGUAAAGAAGCUGGGCACAUGGGCGUUGCCCUUCCGGCUACAGCUGCCCGCAGGCGCGCCCGGCUCCGUCACGCUGCAGCCCGCUCUGGAGGACGAGGGCGAGCCGUGCGGCGUGCACUACUAUGUCAAGCUGUUCGUUGGAGAAACUGAGAUUGAUCGGUCACAUCGCAGGAGUACGGUGGCGUUGGGCAUUCGGAAAGUGCAGUACGCGCCGGACAAGCCGGGUCCGCAGCCGUGCACCGUAGUGCGCAAAGACUUCGUCCUAUCACCUGGACAGCUCGAGCUAGAGUUAACUUUGGACAAACAGCUCUACAUUCACGGGGAGACUGUGGCAGUAAACAUCAGUAUACGGAACCACAGCAACAAAGUAGUGAAAAAGAUAAAAGCGAGCAUCCUGCAAUCCGUCGACAUUGUGCUUUUCCAAAACGGUCAAUAUAGGAACGUGGUCACAGGGGUCGAGACGCAAGACGGGUGCCCGCUGCAGCCCGGAGCGAACAUGCAAAAGGUGGUGCAGCUGCGGCCGGCGCUGGGCGCGCUGCGCGACCGCCGCGGCCUCGCGCUCGACGCGCAGCUCAAGCGGCAGGAGACCACGCUCGCGUCCACCACUCUAUUAUUGGAUCCUGAACAACGCGACGCGUUCGGUAUCGUGGUGAGCUACAGCGUGAAGGUGAAGCUGUACCUGGGCGCGCUCGGCGGCGAGCUCAGCGCGGAGCUGCCCUUCAUACUCAUGCACCCUAAGGAGGGCCGCGCCAAGCUAAUGCAGGCGGACAGCGAAGUGGACGUCGAAAUGUUUAGACAGGACACCGUGCUGCAUCAGGAGAGCGUCGAAGUUUAU
Molecule: messenger RNA, 1143 nt
Organism: Brenthis ino (lesser marbled fritillary)
Lineage: Eukaryota; Metazoa; Arthropoda; Insecta; Lepidoptera; Nymphalidae
Source: the annotation of a GenBank genome assembly